ACUCCGACAACUCAGCUCACAACCACAUCACUCCUCAGCAUGGGCACUCGGAAUCAGCACGACCAUGGACUCCAAUCCAAUAAGCAUAACUACACUCGACUCUAUCAGGUCAUCCUUCGGAGGCGAACAUAUCACUUUUGCCUGAUUAGUUAUCUGCUAAGUAACAUCGUGUUAUGGUUUGUUAUGUUGGAUGGUUUACCCGCGCUCUGGAAUGGGCUUCGGAUAACUACUUGGAUCAUGGGCGGAGCUAAUUGGGCAAGUGCAACUAUCCCGCUGAUGACGUUGAGGAGAUUGCAGCUUACAGCAUCUAGCUUAUACGCCCCCAAUCGAUAUGCAAAAUUCUGGGCGGUAUUGAAAUCUACAGAAUUUAUCACGUCAACGCUGUUUUGCUCCAUCAGUGGCUCCUUGCUCUGCUUGACUUACGUGUCGGCUGCGUUGGCUUUGAAUGAAAACCCUGAGUUGGGUCUUUUUAAAAGCGUACCAGGACGAGGAGUCACUCAAAUCAGCGAGCGACCAAUAUUCCUACUGGCAUCUUGCUGGUACACUGCGCUGUGUUAUUCCUUCUCUGCCAUUUAUCAUGGUAAAUGGCAUUACCGCCCUUUCGAUGUGUCAGAGCAUCUCACGAUUCCACAAAGAAUCUGGAAUUCGCUGGACUCGCGAAUUGAAUUCGUCCGGAGAUCGAUCAUAUAUUGUUCUGCCACGUUUUUACCGAUUUAUCUCAUUUCCCGAAGAUAUCUCAUCAGGGCGAUCGUCUUUUCCAAGUACACACAGUUAACUAAACACAUCAAGCCGCAUAUGGUGAUGCUCAUCAAGUUCGACUCGGUCUUCACGUUGACGUCUACUAUCAGGCUGGUGAUGAUUAAUGUGUUAUUAAUUUCUAUGUGGGAAAUCGUACAAGCGCUGUGGGACGUAUAUUCGACCCACCCACUUGAUCUAUCUCGGUUUGACACGGAACCAAACCAGUGCUUGUUGGAAGGAAUCCGAUCCACCGAUCCUCGUGUGCAAAAUUACGCGAUCCGAGAGCUCGCCCAUAUAUCGUGGAGUGACCCUGCGCGCCGAUCCACGAUUUUCAAGGAUAUCAGAGCAUCUCCUCGGCUAUUGAAUUUGAUCAUUGAAGAAUGUCUGAACAUCAUCGACACCACUAGAGCAACGAUCGAAUCUGGAGGACAACCGAUUCAGAAGAUCUCGGCUGCCCAAACCUCUGUGGGGCCUCAUAGACCUUCGCCCGGUACACAUUCAGCCGUAAAGACCGACUUGCCACAGCUUUUCAACACAAGCUCCCAUCCUAACUCAAUGAAGCAGGUGUUCUUGAGAAAGCUCCUUUCGAGUGAAAGUGGCCAAGAACCAACAGCACCCGGCUCCACUACAUUCCAGCCGUCUGCCACUUCGUUGAAAAAGGAGAAAACCGAGUCCGAUUAUCAGAUUCCAGAUAUCUUCCUGCGAGACCAGAGUCGGAAACUUGCGAGUAAAUCAACGUCUGACCUUUCCACCGGUGAUAAUUUGAAGCCUUCCCCAUCCCCACAAUCCUCAACAAAAGCGUUGCAGAGCUCUACUCCUCAGAAGCGGGAGAAGAUUGUACCGAAGAUCUGGAAGAUUUUUCUUCACAGUCCUCUCCUGAAGUCCUCAGAAGCUGGCUCGCGAUUAGAGGACUGGUUGUUUUCUCCUUCCAUGACUGAUGAGCUUGAGAAAUGUCUCUCCAAGCGCCAGCUGUGCAUGUUUUCUGUUGAGGCUGUAACGAACUUCACCUGCGCGUCGUUGACAGAAGACCAGUAUGGAGUACUUCAAGACCAAAUUCCGCGGAUCAUGGAGAGUCUGGUCGACUGCUUUGAUGCACUCGAUCGGCUUCGCAUAAAUACCUGUGCGGAGUUCGGUGUGCAGCCUCCUCCCGUGCAAGCCACUGCGCCUGCUUCCUCCGAGUUGGACCCAGUCCAGAUUCACUUCCAUUUGACUCUCGACGAGCACCUACAUCCCUUAUUAACCCGUCUGAAGGCUGGGAUCUUUGGAAUCACCGAUCAGUUCAAACCGUUCUUGAAAGAAAUGUCGUUCAGUCCGAAGAUUGACCAAUGGAUUCAAUCCCAUUCGCGAUGAUAAAUUCUUCUGGACCAAAUAGAACGGUCCGUCAUAGUCUUUUCCAAAAUAAGACCAGACGCGACCCGAGGAUUGGAAAAAACUCUAACGGGAAACUGUUAGAAUGAUACACAAACUAGCCAUACACACCGCCAUGUAGAUGAACCUUUGUUCGUACAUUCUCUGAUUGUCUAAAAUGCUCUCGCCGUGUGUUUGAUUCUUCAAUAUAAGCAAGACAAGCUAUAUCUUAAACUUCAAAUGAAACGGAAAUAAAUGGGCAGGUACUCUAUACACAUGAU
Molecule: messenger RNA, 2366 nt
Organism: Puccinia graminis f. sp. tritici CRL 75-36-700-3
Lineage: Eukaryota; Fungi; Basidiomycota; Pucciniomycetes; Pucciniales; Pucciniaceae
Exons: 10
Coding region: 40-2088 (682 amino acids)
Biological process (GO): spindle pole body localization; nuclear pore organization
Cellular component (GO): nuclear pore transmembrane ring; spindle pole body
Molecular function (GO): protein-macromolecule adaptor activity
Source: RefSeq, a predicted model, not a curated record